Messenger RNA from Cetraspora pellucida, 228 nucleotides. NCBI's taxonomy places the organism in Eukaryota, Fungi, Glomeromycota, Glomeromycetes, Diversisporales, Gigasporaceae. The record is from the annotation of a GenBank genome assembly.
AUGUCAUCACUACUUGACAUCAAUGAGAUUUUCGAUAUUGAUGAAGAAGAGGAGGUUGAAAUGAAUAAUAGUGAUAUUAAUAUUAAUGAUGAACUUGACGACAUGCUUGAUAGAAUUCUAGAUGCUAUGGAUGGUACUGGACAUGUACAAGAAAUAGUUGAUGAUGAUAAUAGAGAAGGGUCUUCAGAGAAUGAGAGAAAUGAGAGAUCUAAAACAUAUCAUAUUUCG